AAUAAAUAAAAUUUUAUUUUCGGCAGAUCUUCUCGUUUGGAAGAUAAAUCAGACGUCCAAUGAUAGGAAACCGGAUUCUAUGACACUUGGAGGAUCACCGCUUUCUCAUACCUUAAACUUGCGAUGUCGUUCCCAGCUCCCUCCCCUGACCUCUCGCGAGGAGCGUCGCGGUUAAAAGAUGGGUCGGAGCCACGCCAAAGUGUGAUGAUACAGUCCGGAGAAACCGAUGAUGUCGAAGUGGCUCCAGCACUGGAAGCCAAGUCAAAGCCUGCUGUGAAACCAUGGGCUCAUUUCUUCGCAGGAGCCGUCGGCGGGAUGACUGCUGCAACCCUUACUUCCCCUCUCGACGUAUUAAAAACGCGUCUUCAGUCAGACUUUUAUCAAGCCCAACUUCGAUCCCUCCGUGCCGCUCAUCCAUUGCCGCAAUCACAUUCCAUACUGUCCUUGUCGCGCAGCGCGAUGGUCCACUUUAGCGAAACCGUUCAGAUCCUCCGAUCAAUCCACGUACAUGAAGGAUGGCGCGCGCUGUUUAAAGGGCUGGGCCCCAAUCUUACCGGAGUAGUUCCCGCCCGGGCGAUCAAUUUCUAUGUAUACGGCAAUGGAAAGAGGAUAUUGAAUGAUUAUUUCGGCUAUAUCCCAACUGAAACUCCGGCAAGCAUUCAUCUAGCUGCUGCUGCGGUUGCUGGUAUUGCUACUGGCACUGCCACCAACCCGAUUUGGCUUGUGAAAACUCGGCUGCAGCUCGACAAGUCGAAUGCUUCGAAUAUACCUGGCCGUGGGAGACAGUACAAGAAUAGUUUGGAUUGUAUUCGACAAACAGUCCGUCACGAAGGGAUUCGGGGUUUAUACCGGGGCUUAACGGCGUCGUAUUUGGGAGUCACGGAGAGUUCACUCCAAUGGGUCAUGUACGAGGAGAUGAAACGUAUACUAGCCAGGCGUGCGGCUCGACGAGCGGCUGACCCGGCACAUGUACGCGGAUGGACAGACACGGCAGAACAUUGGGUUGGCACGAUUACAGCGGCUGGUUCCGCCAAAUUGCUUGCUGCAGCCGCUACAUAUCCGCACGAAGUAGUUCGUACUCGACUACGACAAGCCCCCACAAUCCCGGCUGGUGGAGGCAAGGUCCAAAUGAAAUACACUGGAUUAAUGCAGUGCUUCCGGGUGAUCUGGAAGGAAGAAGGGAUGGCUGGGUUAUACGGUGGCUUAACACCACAUCUUCUGCGAGUCGUUCCUAGUGCGGCAAUUAUGUUUGGAAUGUAUGAAAUGAUUCUCCGGCUAUGUGGCACGACCUCAUAAAGACCGCCCUUCCCACCUACUUCCCUAACCUCCGAUUCCACCGCUGUCGGCACUUCGAUAUAGCCUAUGAAUGCUCGAUAUCUAUGUUCAGCACCUAAUAUUCCCCGUAGAGGCCGCCUUUAUCGUUAAAGAUGGAGACCAAAGGUCUGAGACAAUCUCCACUUCCGGCCUUCUUUGCAUUUUCAGGCGUUAUAGAUGAUGUGACAACCCAGCUUCUGUUUGAUUCGAGCUAGACCAAAAAGCGAAUAUGGCGCGGUUUGUAAUUGCCUUUCCUUUUCUGUUCACCAGUUGACCAGCGUUAUCUGGGCUGGUUUUAACUGCUGAUUUCCUCUUGACUGUACAUUAAUGUUGGUUAUUUCCCUGUUGAGGUCUGGGUUGUAGAAGUGAUCUACUACUAGUUUCUCUGGCCCGGUUUCUAUCUUGCGUGGUUUUAGUGGGUGCUUAUAGAUGUACCAUAUACUCUGUGU
Molecule: messenger RNA, 1763 nt
Organism: Coccidioides posadasii C735 delta SOWgp
Lineage: Eukaryota; Fungi; Ascomycota; Eurotiomycetes; Onygenales; Onygenaceae
Biological process (GO): pyrimidine nucleotide import into mitochondrion
Cellular component (GO): mitochondrion
Molecular function (GO): pyrimidine nucleotide transmembrane transporter activity
Source: RefSeq, a predicted model, not a curated record